UAGCCCCUCCAAAAUUCCUUAGCAGUUCGGGAGAGAUGCCGAACGCCGCCAUGGCCGGCACCAAGUUCUCGUCGUACCACCUCGCCGCAGCGCUCCGACGCGAGCGCGACCCCUCCGCCGCGCUCCGCCUCUUCCUCAGCCCGCCGACCACCCCUGUUUCCACCCCGUUCCGCUACUCCCUUCGCUGCUACGACCUCAUCAUCUCCAAGCUCGCCGCCGCGCGGCACUUCCCGGCCAUGGAGUCCCUCCUCUCCAGCCUCCGCGCCUCCUCCCUCCAGCCUCGCGAGCCCCUGCUCCGCUGCGUCAUAUCCGCCUACGGCCGCGCCCGCCUCCCCGCCGCCGCCCGCCGCGCCUUCGCCCACCCCGCCUUCCCCGGCCCCCGCACCACCCGCGCCCUCAACGCCCUCCUGCACGCCCUCGCCGUCUGCAGCACGCCCCUCGCCGAGCUCCUCUCUGUUUGCCGGGACGCCGCCAUCCCUCCGGACGCGUGCACCUACAACAUCCUCAUCCGCGCGGCUGCGGCGUCUGGUGGCUCGGUCGACCACGUCCGCCUCCUGUUCGACGAAAUGCUGCAGCGGCGGAUCGCCCCGACCGUCGUCACGUUUGGCACCCUGGUUGCCGCGUUUUGCGAUUGUGGUCGUCUCGAGGAGGCGUUCGACGUGAAGGACGCCAUGGCUGAGCAGUACAAUGUGAGGCCAAAUGCUCAUGUGUAUGCCAGCUUGAUGAAGGGGCUCUGUCAGAGGGGGGAUGUGGACAAGGCGGUUAGGUUCAAAGAGGAGAUGGUGGCCGACGCAGAUCUUGUGCUGGAUCCCGCCAUUUAUGCGACCUUGGUUAGGGCGUUGUUUAGGGGUGGCCGGAAAGGGGAAGUGGUUGGUUUGCUGGAAGAGAUGAAGGGUAGGGACAUUCAGGCUGAUAGAGUGGUGCACAAUGCGAUGAUCGCAGGUUUCUGUGAGGAUGAGGGCGAUUUGGAUGCUGCGUUCGCGGUGCUUGAUGACAUGCAGAACAGCGGGUGCAAGGCAGAUGUAGUGAGUUAUAACACGUUGGUUGCUGGGCUGUGCAAGUUGGGGCGGUGGCAGGAUGCAAAUGAGUUGGUUGAGGAUAUGCCUAGAAGGGGCUGCCCUCCUGAUGUGGUGACGUACAGAAUGCUCUUUGAUGGCAUGUGUGUUGCUGGGGCAUUUCAUGAAGCAGAUCAGGUUUUGGAUGAGAUGACCUUUAAGGGUUUUGCGCCAAGCAAGGAUGGUGCGACCAAGUUCAUUCAGGGAAUUGAGAGGGAAGGGGAUGCAGUGUUGCUAGAGUCAGUGUUAUGCCGUCUGGCGAAGGUGAAUGCUCUAGAGUCAAGUGCAUGGGAGAAAGCUGUCACCAGUGCGCUGAAUGACCCUGCAGAGCUUAUGACAGAGAAACAUCUGAAUAGUUUAAGAUUCACUUGACUGGGUCUCUGGAUACUUGAUUAACCUGGUUGUUGUUUUGAAAGUAUGAUUGUGCUGUUUUAUCUACUAAGCUACCACUAUGUUGUAUUGCUAGCCAAGGCUACCUAUCAGGUUUUCCUACGCAAUUCAGGGUGGAUGUAGUGUGCAGAUGAGAGUAUAUUGGCGAUAAAAAUACUUCAUACAAGGUUAUAAAAACAUAAAAGGUUACAAGAAUUAGCAAAUGCCAGAAAGAGUAAAGAUAUUGGGGAAAAGACUUGACAAGUGCAACAGUCCUAUGGCUAUCUUAUCAAUUUUUCGCCUUUCAAAACUGAAGUAUUCAGUUGGAAACAGAUGUAGUGAGUAUAUGUUUACCACGUCCAUCUCCUGCGCUCUGUGCCACACAGAAUCAGCUCUGUUAGCAGUAGUUCGCAGCCGGAGCCUGGACUGGACAGUCUCUCCUGUUUAUCUUUGAAAACCCUGGUGUCAUCAUGAAGGUUGUUUUUUUAGGGCCAGAUUUCCUGAACACAAUUUCCUGAAGGACAGAAAACCUCAAAGCUUCUGAUUUUUGUUGUUGAUAUGGCUAGAAAGAAAUAGACUGAGUCUUCAGGCAAGGGGAGCACUCUUCUCCUUGAUUGCAUACAUCUAGGAAGAAGUUUCUGCUUGGAAGGAGGUUCGCCGGUUAAUGUCUAGUUUAGUAUUUUUUUUUUCCUGCCUGUAGUCCAACAACCUCCAUCCGUUGAAUAAAAAUCUAGCACUUGCUCACAUAAAAAGUGAACUUCUGCCUCCGUCCCAUAAUAUAAGAGCGUUUUUGACACUACACUAGGGAGUAUUUGUUUGGCAUAGAACCAGAUCAAGUUUUGUUUCACUCCAGUUUAAACCAUUUUUCUUAGUUAUCCUGCUGUUCCCCAUAUAAAUUCUUAUGAUUAUCGGAUAUGCAAACCUUUCAUAGUUGAUUUCCAACUUCCAAUUUUGAUUCUCUUUUAUUCAUAUACAAUCUACAUGUAAAAUAAAAUCAGUACUGUAUUAAGGUAUGUAUCAUUGGUAAAUGGUAAAGUAAUAUCCUGCACCAUUAGCAUGUAAUUGGAUCAUUAGUCUUUGGUGCAAAGUAUGCCAUGACCUCUAGGGCCAUUUUGUUUGGACUCAAAUGAAUGCUUUUAAUGUCACUUUCAUCAACUCAUUAGCUGAUUCUUUCACUUGUUUAGUAUUUCGUAUUAAUGGAAAUAUGAGGUUGGUAAGCAAUACUCUGAACACACCUGUAAAUUUUUCUUUCUGUGUUGGUUCUAAGAACAUGUCCUGUUCCAGCCUAUCGGAAACUUGCUUGGAGCAAUCAUCCUGAUGUAAACUAGUAAGUUUGGUAAUCAUUAGCUUGUUGCUUUUCAGCUCCUUAUAACACUUUUGUUUCAACAAUGCGGUUGCUGCCGACCAUCCAGAGGACGCUGGAGACACGGUUUGAACUCUGAAAGUUGACUUCAUCCGGGGAAGAGAAAUGGCCAGUCGGUUCAGAAGUUGCAUGUCUAAAGUCAUCGCGCCGAAGCUCCUUUUUUUUCACAAGCGAACUGAAACUAUUCCCAAUCCAAAACAUGUCAGGCUAACUACCCAGGUAUGUACCCAGGUUAUUCUCAAGUGCAAUGCCAAAUACUCUGCAAAUCAUAUAUAUAUAUAUACAUACGAUACGAUUCCUAAACAUUGAAUCUGACAUCUACAAGACCAA
Molecule: messenger RNA, 3117 nt
Organism: Triticum dicoccoides
Lineage: Eukaryota; Viridiplantae; Streptophyta; Magnoliopsida; Poales; Poaceae
Product: putative pentatricopeptide repeat-containing protein At1g53330
Exons: 3
Coding region: 36-1427 (463 amino acids)
Biological process (GO): mitochondrion organization; RNA processing
Cellular component (GO): mitochondrion
Molecular function (GO): mRNA binding; protein binding
Source: RefSeq, a predicted model, not a curated record